CCGCGCACCGCCCUUGCGCAGGCGCGGGGCGGCCAUGUCGGCCGCCGUGGAGCGGCGCCUGGCGCAGUUCCGCGCCGCCCGCGGAAGCGUAGCUCCGUCGCCGCGUCCCGCGGAGCCGCCGGGAAAGGCUGCGGUUGCAGAGGCCACCGAGGGACAGCGGGCCGCCGCGGGAGGCGGCGCUGAGGCCCGUCCCGGCGGGGCGGCUCCGGCGGCUCCGGUGUGGGCGCAUCCGCUGCUGCUGAAGGUGCUGCUGUGGGCGGUACUGCUGGCGCUGUUCGCGGAGCUGGAGCUGGGGCUGCCCUACUUCGUCCUCUCCCUGCUCUACUGGAUGUACGCCGGCACCCGCGGCCCCGCCGAGCGGCGGCGAGGCGAGCUGAGCGCCUACUCCGUCUUCAACCCCGGCUGCACCGCUAUCGCCGGGACGCUGACGGCCGAGCAGCUGGAGAGGGAGCUACAUUACCGGCCCGCCGCCGGGAGGUAGCGACCGGCCCGGCGGCGGGGACAGCGCCUGGGCUGGCGAAGACAGACCCCGCUACCUUUGCCCCAAGGACCCGAGGAAGGGCUGGGGGAGGAGGAAAAGGGAGUUAUCUUUAUGCAAAACGCCGCUUGCGCCUUACCCCUGGCCCGGUUUCCCCAGGCGCGGUCCGGUCCCGAAUAAAGCCGUAGCAAAGCGA
Grus americana (Whooping crane) is the source of this 674-nucleotide messenger RNA. It is a transcript of the gene SAYSD1, whose product is annotated as SAYSVFN motif domain containing 1. The record is from RefSeq and is a predicted model, not a curated record. The transcript is spliced from 2 exons. NCBI's taxonomy places the organism in Eukaryota, Metazoa, Chordata, Aves, Gruiformes, Gruidae. The coding region runs from base 35 to 481 and encodes 148 amino acids.